This is a messenger RNA of Notolabrus celidotus (New Zealand spotty), 2375 nucleotides long. Its product is annotated as sodium-dependent neutral amino acid transporter B(0)AT1-like. Gene Ontology annotation, biological process: sodium ion transmembrane transport. Lineage: Eukaryota; Metazoa; Chordata; Actinopteri; Labriformes; Labridae. The transcript is spliced from 12 exons. The record is from RefSeq and is a predicted model, not a curated record. Gene Ontology annotation, cellular component: membrane. Bases 173 to 2035 code for a protein of 620 amino acids.
CUAACCUUAGCCCACAUAGUCACACUCACAAACACAUACAGAGACACACACACACUCUUAUCAGCAGUUAUACCUAGAACAGUCAGCAGCAGUGAAACCUCUCAUUUUUCUCCCACUGAGGAAGCCUGCUGGACAUUUGGAAUCUGGACACUGGACUUACUAUACAGACACCAUGAGACUGGUUCUUCCCAACCCGGGGCUUGACGAGAGGAUUCCCACUUAUGAAGACCUGGAAAGGUUGGAGAAAGAGACUGCUGCAGACAGGCCCAAAUGGGACAACAAAACCCAGUAUCUGCUCACCUGUGUGGGCUUCUGUGUGGGACUGGGCAAUGUCUGGAGGUUCCCUUACCUGUGUCAGAGCCAUGGGGGAGGUGCGUUUAUCAUCCCCUUUAUCAUCCUGCUCGUCCUGGAGGGUGUACCCCUAUUACAUCUAGAGUUUGCCAUUGGCCAACGCCUGAGAAAAGGCAGUGUGGGGGCUUGGACUGCAAUUAACCCCUACUUGGCUGGAGUUGGUAUUGCAUCCAUGACUGUCUCAUUCUUGGUGGGAAUGUACUACAACACCAUCAUUGCCUGGGUGAUGUGGUACUUCUUCAACUCCUUCCAAGACCCCCUGCCAUGGAGCCAGUGUCCUCUCAAUAAAAACCUAACAGCUUUAGUGUCAGAAUGUGAACGCAGCAGUCCAGUGGACUACUUCUGGUACAGAGAGACACUGAACACUUCAGACACUAUCGAUGAGUCUGGAGGUCUGCAGUGGUGGAUUGUGAUAUGUUUGGUUACUGCAUGGAGUGUGCUCUACAUCUGCUGCAUCAGAGGGAUUGAGACCACAGGCAAGGCGGUUUACAUCACCUCCACCCUGCCGUACCUGGUCCUCACAAUCUUCCUCAUCAGAGGGUUAACUCUGAAAGGGUCUGUAGAUGGAAUCAAGUUCCUCUUCACACCAGAUCUCGACGAGUUGAUUAACCCAUCCACAUGGCUGGACGCAGGGGCUCAGGUUUUCUACUCGUUCUCGCUGGCCUUUGGAGGCCUGAUCUCAUUCUCCAGUUACAACCCUAUUCACAACAACUGUGAACAAGAUGCAGUCAUCAUCGCCCUGGUUAAUGGCUUUACUUCUGUCUUUGCUGCCACUGUCAUAUACUCCAUCAUUGGCUUCCGUGCGACAGAACAGUUUGAUGCCUGCCUAAAUGGAAACAUCCUGGCACUGCUGAAUGCAUUUGAUCAAGCUGAGGGGACCAUAACAGAAAGUAACUACAAUGAAAUGCUGCAACACCUCAACAGCACAGUUUCAGGGUCAGAGAUCAUUACAGGGCUGGGCCUCAACAACUGCAGUCUUCAGACCUUUCUCAGUGAAGGAGUGGAGGGAACAGGUCUGGCCUUCAUCGUGUUCACAGAGGCCAUCACAAAGAUGCCCUUCUCUCCUCUCUGGUCUGUCCUCUUUUUCAUCAUGCUUUUCUGCCUCGGGCUCUCCACCAUGUUUGGAGCUAUAGAGGGAGUUGUGGUUCCUCUGCAGGACCUACAGAUCUUUCCGAAGAAGUGUCCUAAAGAAGUAGUAACAGGAAUUGUUUGCUUGGUAUCAUUCUUGAUCGCCCUCAUAUUCAGUCUGCAGUCCGGCAAUUACUGGUUAGCGCUCUUUGACAGCUUUGCAGGCUCCAUCCCUCUGCUCAUUAUUGCCUUUUGUGAGAUGACUGGUGUGGUCUACCUGUAUGGAGUGGACAGGUUUAACGAGGAUAUCGAGUUCAUGAUUGGACACAAACCCAACAUCUUCUGGCAGGCCACAUGGAGAGUCAUCAGCCCUUUAAUUGUCUUGGUCAUCUUUGUGUUUUAUUUCGUCACCAAAGUCAGUGCCAAACUGACAUAUAUCACCUGGAAUCCAAACUCGGCAAACUUCCCUGCACUGGAAGCAUUACCAUACCCCAGCUGGGUCUAUGUCAUUAUCUUCAUCCUGGCUGGAGUCCCCAGUCUUAUGAUCCCUGUGGUGGCUUUGUUCAAAUUAUUCCAGAGAUGCUGCUGCAAGAAAAACAAUUUUAACAUGACCUAAACAUUAAAUCUGCGAUGAUGUACUGAAAACAACAUGUUUUACUUGGCUGUGCAUCAUGGCAGGUGCGCACUCACAAUCCUCUCAUCUUACGUUGUCAAAAACAUUGUAUAUGUAUGCUAAUCUAUUCAGGAUGUUGCAAAUAAACCUUAAUUUUGGUGUGUACUCUAAUAACACAUGGGCGAGUGCAAUACAUGCAAUUUAUUAUUUCAUUGCUUUAAACUUGCUUUAAGUUUUGAGUAUUUUGUUUGUGUGCAUAUCAAAUUGAAUUUUCUACAUGGUUAUUGUUGUUUCUUUGAUUAGAAGCUAAAUAAACUGCUGUUGCAACUUAUUUUCACUCACA